AAUGCUUGGCGCAGCUUUGCGCCCCACCGUGUCAUUAACUGGUGCAUAAAUCGCCGCCUGGAUGGAUGAAAGCAUUGCCUUGUCGGAAGUAGCCAGUAAAUUGGCAUUUGCCACAGAUCCAGGGUGUUUGAGGCGGGAAAAGGAACUUCUCAUGGCUAAGCGGAAAGCCACAGCAGAGAUUGAGCGACUGCAAGAACGCUUGUCCUUUGUAGAGGAGUUGAUUGGACCUACUGAGAGUCAGCGGAAGACCUACCAAGUCCAGUUGGUAUCAGCGAGAGAAGCAGCUCUACGAGUAGCACACAGCUGCGCUGGGUCCAUCCCCACUCGAUGUGUGGGUCGUUUGGAUGAGAGCUGGCUUCGAUCCAAGGGUCUCGCAGAACAGGAAUGCAGCAUGCUACAGCGUGGAUGCGUUUCUGGAGACAAUGGAGUUCCAUGUGACAUUUCAAUGCUGGGAGACCCAUCAUUCUGCCCCUACCACAAACAGACCCUCCAGCCGAGAUGGGAGGCCAAGGGUGGCUUUUUGCAGCUCAGCCUGGGAGAUGUUCGGGACAAGUGGGGCGAAGAGGUAGCUCUUGAGGUGGUGCGCUGUGCCAUUGAGCUUGACAGGCAUGAUGCGAGCAGACGUCUCGGUGUAGAACUUCCGUGGAAGGAGAAGGAAGAUCGUGAAAUGAGUGCUGCUGAGGUCAUCGCACUACUAGGGCAGCAACUUGUUGCAGCAAAGUGUUGCGGAGUAGGUCCUGUUUAUGAUCGGUUAACUGAUGACGAGGAGGAAAGCGAGUGGGGAGGCCUUCCGCGAUCAGAAGCAGUUUCUCCAGCUGACGGCGAGGGUGGGAGAUCAAGAGCGUGGUCAAUGCUGGAAGCCAUGAUGACUGACCUAGGGCUCAAUACGAGAACUACACCAGGGCCAAUUUCAACCAUGACCGCGCAACCAAUGAGUGAAGGCAGUUGUGAAGGCAUGGAAUGCCAUGGAGUUGAGGAGCCAGACACUGACGACGAAGUCGUGCAGGAGGCUCUCCAGGAGCAAGGCCUUGCAGAGGAGGCAGCCGAGCAGGAAAUUCAGCAGUUACUGCAUGACCCUCCAAGCAUCGCGCUGUCGUCUCCGCUGACGCCUGCCCAGCCAGCCACGCAGCAAAAAUCAUCAACGUCCAGGAAUAUGUUGACAUCAUCUACAGCGGCAACUCCUUGCUCAGGAUCGUCUACCCCAACCAGAGGAGCACAUACAUUGGGUUCUCACACUACAAGAGCUUCAAGCCCCUCACCACCUUUGGAGGCUGGAAAUACAGAGGCAAUCUCACAAGAGGCUUUAGCCAAUGAAACGCUGUUCUUACAGCUUCUUGAGGACGAAAUUGGAGGGGAUCUAAAUCUGUGCGUCCCUGGUUCAGCAGAGACUUCAGGAGCUACAUCACCCCUGUCUUCUCUGCCAAGCUCAUGAUUUUGUUCUGGAAACAUGUCCAAGAGUAAAAGAUUUUGACUGAGCGCACACUGCACGGAGAAUUGACUUCACAUAUCUUCAGGUAUCUUAAAGUACAGUCUUG
Molecule: messenger RNA, 1535 nt
Organism: Cladocopium goreaui
Lineage: Eukaryota; Dinophyceae; Suessiales; Symbiodiniaceae
Source: the annotation of a GenBank genome assembly